Messenger RNA from Perkinsus marinus ATCC 50983, 726 nucleotides. Its product is annotated as CCR4-NOT transcription complex subunit, putative. The record is from RefSeq and is a predicted model, not a curated record. The coding region runs from base 1 to 726 and encodes 241 amino acids. Gene Ontology annotation, cellular component: P-body; CCR4-NOT core complex; CCR4-NOT complex. The transcript is spliced from 3 exons. Lineage: Eukaryota; Perkinsozoa; Perkinsida; Perkinsidae. Gene Ontology annotation, molecular function: nucleic acid binding; poly(A)-specific ribonuclease activity.
AUGAGAUAUUUGGACUACAACCAACAAGCAGCUCGCGUGUUGAGCGCUGUUUCCUUGGGGGCACCCAACUGCCCUGAGUGCCCUGUGGGGGAUCCGGGGGGCGGUGGAGGCGAUGGGUGUAGUAGCCGAGAUAAGCCUCAAGUUGUGGACGUCUGGGCUUAUAAUUUUGAGGAGGAAGCUGAAAUCAUGCGUAACGUGGUGGAGAAGUAUCCUUACAUAGCGAUGGACGUCAGACUGCCUGGGAUCGUUGCGAGACCAACUGGUCCUUUCGAGAAUACAGACGAGUACAACUACCGGUUCAUGAAGGCAAAUGUGGAUCUUGUGAAGAUAGUACAAGUAUGCUUUUCCUUUGCCGACGCUCGAGGGAACUGUGCACCCCAUCCACUCCUGGGUCCUGGGAGAUGUUGCUGGAAACUUAAUUUCAAGUUCAACUUGCUGACUGAUCUCUAUGCGGCCGACAGGGUUGAAGUACUGGGCAGUUCGGUCGAAGUUGGCGGUGCCGGGCUUGAUUUUGCAGCUACCAUGCACAGAGGCAUUGAGCAUGAGGCUUUUGGGGAGUUCCUUAUGUCCAGUGGAAUCGUUUUGUCAGAGGAAGUUGCGUGGCUGGUCAGCUCUGGUGGUAUCGUCUUCGCAUCUCUGCUUAAAAUCCUCACUGGGAAGCCCUUGCCGGAUCAUCAUAGUCAAUUCAGCGAGCUCGUGGCGGAGCCCCAGUUACUCUGCGUAUGA